Molecule: messenger RNA, 3453 nt
Organism: Salvelinus fontinalis (brook trout)
Lineage: Eukaryota; Metazoa; Chordata; Actinopteri; Salmoniformes; Salmonidae
Product: transcription factor AP-2 gamma-like
Exons: 8
Coding region: 313-1725 (470 amino acids)
Biological process (GO): regulation of cell population proliferation; anatomical structure development; regulation of transcription by RNA polymerase II
Cellular component (GO): nucleus
Molecular function (GO): DNA-binding transcription factor activity, RNA polymerase II-specific; RNA polymerase II transcription regulatory region sequence-specific DNA binding
Source: RefSeq, a predicted model, not a curated record
CAAGUUUCUUAUUCAGCGCGUCUUCCCAUAUUCACUGAAGAACUGCUUACUGAGUCGUUGGGAUGGAAAGGGAUCUUGCUUGACAACCGUUUUCACUCAGUUGCUGUUGAGACCUACGUUGAUAGCCGCCCGAAUCACGCUCAAACGUCAGUGCGCUUCAAGGAACCGCCGCCCUCCUCUCGAGUUGAAGAAGUUGAUUCAUGAUUUCUAGGAAGUACAGUAUUACUUUAUUUCCUACCUGGAUUAACUCGUAGAAAACCACCAAUUUACCUGGUCAACCUUCUUGGUGUAACAUUUUGCCUGUCAGAAACUAUGCUGUGGAAACUAGCAGAUAACGUGAAGUACGAGGACGACUGCGAGGAAAGGCACGACGGGAGUAGCAAUGGGAACCCCCGGUUACCUCACCUCCCCGCAGUGAGCCAGCACCUUUACAGCCCGUCGCCGUCUCUCUCCCACUCGGCCAACUCAGACUUCCAACCCCCGUAUUUUCCACCUCCCUACCAGCCUAUAUCAUACCCCCAGUCCAGUGACCCCUACUCGCACCUCGGCGACCCUUUCAACAUCAACUCCAUACACCAGUCGUCGAACCAGCAACAAUCAUGGCCGGGGAGACAGGGUCAAGAAGGACCUCAUUCGCGAAGCGGACUCGCUAGUCAGAUUCUGGGCCUGGAAGGCGGCUCGUCCGCCUUGAGGAGAGAAGGUUUCCGACGGCCGGAACUGCUACCGCCUCACGCUCAUAGCAUUGAGUCAUCCGUCAUUGGUGAUAAUAUAGGACUGCACGAAAUGGGCCAUGGCCUGGAUGAUGUUCAACAUGUAGAUGAUCACAGUAUUAUAAUGGCAGAUCAGACGGUCAUCAAAAAAGUACUAGGACUACGAGGGGGCAGGAACUUUGAUCGCUUACAGAGGACUUAUUAUGAGGGGGGAAUUCUUGCUGGUGAGGACGAAGGCCCCAUGUCUCUCCCCAAGAGCAACUCACUGGGCCUGCCCUUCCAGAAGGAGUCCCUGCUAGGCAUGGUGUCCAACCCCACCGAGGUGUUCUGCUCAGUGCCCGGACGCCUCUCGCUCCUCAGCUCCACCUCCAAGUACAAGGUGACUGUGGCUGAGGUGCAGCGGCGUCUGUCCCCUCCCGAAUGCCUCAACGCCUCCUUGCUGGGGGGAGUCCUGCGCAGAGCCAAGUCUAAAAAUGGUGGCCGGUCAUUGAGAGAGAAGUUGGACAAGAUUGGGCUCAACCUGCCCGCUGGAAGGAGGAAGGCUGCUAAUGUCACCCUGCUAACUGCACUGGUAGAAGGUGAAGCCCUUCACUUGGCAAGGGAUUUUGGCUACGUAUGUGAGGCAGAGUUUCCGGCAAAGGCCAUCGCUGAUUACCUGGGUCGACCACAUGUGGAACGCAAUGAGGUCAACUCCCGCAAGAACAUGCUCCUUGCUGCCAAGCAAAUCUGUAAGGAGUUCACCGACCUGCUGACUCAGGAUCGCUCGCCUCUGGGGAACUCGCGGCCGGCACCCAUCCUCGAUCAGGGAAUCCAGAGCUGCCUGACCCACUUCAGCCUCAUCACCCACGGAUUCGGCUCGCCCGCCAUCUGCGCCGCCAUGACCUCCCUCCAGAACUACCUAAACGAGGCCCUCAAACAGGUGGACAAAAUGUACCUGAGCUCUGGCAGCGAAACGCAGGGCUCCUCCGACAACGGUAGCAAAGCCUCCGACAAAAUGGAGAAGCACAGGAAAUGAGGAAAUGCUCCCACAUUGGACUGUAUAGCCCCCCCCUUUCCCCUUUGGACUACUUUGACCUCCUAUUUAGUAGCGAAAUUGCCGAUAUGAAUCCGAUUCUAGAUCAUUUGUGUUUUUACACAGUUGAAUUGACAAUUUCUGGUGCUUAUGGCCUGUGCUCUUUUACGAGUAGAGUUUUUCAAAAGACUUGUCACUGCUUUUGCGUUGUUACUACCAUUGGCUGGUUUCAAUGCGAGAUCAACCUACCUUGGUGCCUACUGUAAUAGUAGGUGCAUAAGCUGCUUACAGCCAAAGGGCCUAGACGCUGUUGACAUGGGGAAAGGAACAGAAAACAGACUUUGUUUGCCUAUAGGACAUAUUUUCAAGAUGGGUAACUGUGGUUGUAAAUUAUUUUCAGCUAUUUUCCCUCCUCUUCUGUCUGGAGACAAAUCCUCUGAUUUCCUCUGUCUCUUCCGCAGUGCUCAGUUCCCAUUGGACUUACCAAAGGCCAUUUUUUUUAAAUAGGAGAUAAGAAAAUCCACUUCAUUCUUGUUUUCUUUGAUGCUUACAUUUUCAUAACGACUUCAAUGGGUACGGUGUUAUUGUGCUUUGUUCAUGGGGGUUUCUUUGGUAGGUCUGGUAAAAAAAGAGGAGCCUGUUUCUUUGUUUGUCUACAUUCCCCAGAAACCUUAAAGAUGAUUUGCAAUGGCAGACAUUCAUUGUUCGAUGACGGAUGGUUACUUGUGGGUUGUGACAAAAGCCACAGCAAUGGGGUCUUUGUUACUUUUAAUCCUGUCUUUAAGUAUUUAUAUUGCCCAUUGGUUACUUUAGUAUUUUUACAGUUUGCAAAUGUAAAAGGAAUCAGUCCCCGACCAGAUUAGAUAUCCCUCACCUUCAGUACAAACUAUUCCAUGUUGAUGUUAACUGUAUCCAAUCAUAAUCUGCCAUUUUGAUCUAAAUUGUAUCUCUUUUAACCAGAACACCAGCAAGAGCGUAUGUGUUAUGUUGUGCGAGUGUGUGUCUGUGUAUGCCAAAAGUAUAUAUUUCUUUUGAAAAAUAGUGUUUUUAAUUAGACAAUGAACUGCAAACAGAGGAUUUCCCCUGUUAUCUUUACCUUGAAUGUAAAUAUUUUCUAAUUUAUGUUGUAAUUUAAAUGGGAUAUGUAAAUAAUGGUAUCAUUGUGGUGUGUGUGGCUUAACUUUUUAUAAUGCGUUAAAGUUGUAUAAAUGGGUUUUUAUAGAGUAGAGGUUAGGCAGUUGGUAUGACAUGCUUUUUGAAUAUGUGUAAAGCUGUUUUAAAGCUAUAGGAAAGAAUAUAAAAAGUCAACCCUGUGUAUAACAACUGUGUUGAUAUUCUCCCAUUUGGGCAAGAGUUUUGCCUUGCAUGGACAUUUGAUGAUAUCUGAGGCAGUGGGUUCUCUCCCUCUCUUUGCCUCUCUUGCAACCCAAACACACACGCACACGAAUGCACUCACGCAUGUACACAAAGCAGCAAUGUACAACAGGCAAAACAGUUUCAGUUGUGUGUUUCAUAAAUUAUGGGCAAGUCAUUUGCGUGAAGAUUUUCCUAUUAAUAAAUGGUUUAAGAAAAUGGGAACAAUGGGCAUCAUUAUGUGUGGCAACUUAGCUACACAAAUAAGCAAUGUUGCUUGGUGCAUGAGGAUGGUACAAAAAGGCAUCAUGUGAGAGCAAAACAUUUCUCGUUUAUGUUUUCACUCAGUUAACUAUUUGGUGCACAACACACAUACUU